CGUUCAGAUGUGACUUUUGAUAUUUUUAUGGACGUGAUUGCUUUACAAGUUUGGAUAACUUUACGAAGGACCUGACAGUUUUCACCUGCAAAUUUAGAUAUUAAGAUCACAGCUGAAAGAAACAUAGCAUUAAAUUACUCACUGAAAAUACUAACUGAACUGAACGCAAACAUAUUCAUAGGAAAGAAAAAAACAAUAUCCUUGUGAUAUAUAUGACAAAUUAUUCUACCAUAAUGAAUAAUUUAACUAAAUCUAAAAACCCUGAUACCAGAGAGAAAUCAUAUUUCUGUGAUGUCUGUGGAAAAUCAUUCUCUCGAAGAAGUAAUUUGACCGUUCACAGACGUAUUCAUACAGGAGAGAAGCCAUAUCAGUGCAAUACGUGUGGUAAAUCAUUCUCUUGUAAUAGUCAUUUGACUAUUCAUAGACGUAUUCAUACUGGUGAAAAACCAUAUCCCUGCGAUUUAUGUGAUAAAUCAUUUUCUCAAAUUAAUGUUUUAACUAGACACAAAUGUAUUCAUACAGGUGAGAAGCCAUAUCAAUGUAUUAUCUGCAACACGAGCGUAUUCAUACUGGGAAAAAACCAUAUCAGUGUGAUAUCUGUGGUAAAUCAUUCUCACGAAGAUUCCACUUAA
Octopus sinensis (East Asian common octopus) is the source of this 632-nucleotide messenger RNA. RefSeq names its product protein krueppel-like. The record is from RefSeq and is a predicted model, not a curated record. NCBI's taxonomy places the organism in Eukaryota, Metazoa, Mollusca, Cephalopoda, Octopoda, Octopodidae. Gene Ontology annotation, biological process: regulation of transcription by RNA polymerase II. Bases 213 to 632 code for a protein of 139 amino acids. The transcript has 4 exons. Gene Ontology annotation, molecular function: DNA-binding transcription factor activity, RNA polymerase II-specific; RNA polymerase II cis-regulatory region sequence-specific DNA binding.